Closterium sp. NIES-67 is the source of this 2953-nucleotide messenger RNA. NCBI's taxonomy places the organism in Eukaryota, Viridiplantae, Streptophyta, Zygnematophyceae, Desmidiales, Closteriaceae. The record is from the annotation of a GenBank genome assembly.
GAUGAUGGCGGACGAGCUCCAGAAAUAGAUAUUCCACCUGGAUGGCAAGGAACAUAUCAUUCUCGGUAUCUCCAUGACCGUUCGAGUCGUUUCUCUCCAACGUCUCCAAUCGUAGUGAAACUCUUUGCAUCCUAUGUUGCAGCCAUCGAGAGCCGCGAGCUUACAUAUUUUGUGGGGAUUGCGCAGCGACCGACCAGAGGUUUCCUGUGGCUCGCCACCCAGCCACAAGGACGCUCACCUAGAAAGCUGUGAGCUUGAAGCAUCCGAAUUCAUGACCAAAUGCACUUCAGCUCAGCCUUGUGCACCCGCCUCUCCCAGGCCGGGCUGUUCUCAAAGCUCGUGCCAUCCGCCUCGCCACCGUUUGCAAGACUUCCAUUGUUGAAGUCCACUUUCUCUCAAUUCAACGCCAGAGCUUCACCUUGUACGAGACAUCCGGUUUACGUCAGCUCUCGCUUGCCUACCAGCCACGCCCCUUAUCGCACGAGCUGUUCCCUCAAUAUGCCUGUGCUGGAUCACCUUCCCAAAAUGCUCGGCUCGUGCGAUCUGGCGUUGACGGGUCACGAGCUCACCGCAUUCGGCCGCACCAUCCUCACUGACGUGCCUGACAACGUCAUUUUCCCGCCAAUGGAAGGACCCGUCGGUUGCUCUGGAGUUUUCCUCGGAGUUCGUUUCGACUCUGCUAAGAGUCGUCACGUCUUUCCCAUCGGAACGCUAAGAAACCUUCGGUUUUUGUGCUGCUACCGCUUCAAGCUCUGGUGGAUGACCCAGCGAGUUGGUAGCAACGGAAACGAGGUUCCUAACGAGACUCAGUUCCUGCUCUUGGAGGCUGAUCGUGACAGUCGAUCUCCAAAAGAGUCGGUCUACGUUGUGAUGCUCCCUCUUGUUGAUGGAUCUUUCCGAGCAGCCAUUCAGGGCUCAUCGAAUGAUAUGCUUGAAGUCUGCUCAGAGAGUGGAGAUCCGGAUGUCCAAACGCGUGAAAGUACCAAGGCUGUUUUUGUCAACGCUGGCAGGGAUCCCUACAAGCUACUGAAUGAAUCUGUAAAGUCCCUUGAGAAGCACUCAGGGAACUUCCAGCAUCGAGAGAAGAAGACAGUACGCUUUUUUCGUCCAGCGUUUUCCCUCUAUCCUAGUUCUGCAAUAAAUCUGAAGUUGCUGUUUUGUGUGGUGAUUCAGCUCCCUGGAUUCGUUGAUUACUUCGGAUGGUGCACAUGGGAUGCCUUCUACACCGACGUGGACAGGGAUGGAAUCCGUAAAGGACUGUCCAGCCUUGCAGAGGGAGGAGUUCCAGCAAGAUUUAUGAUUAUUGACGAUGGCUGGCAGGCGGUUGCUGCCGACUUUCAUGGAAAAGCAACUUUGACUCCUGAGACGCAGCAUUUCAGCCGGCUUGUGGAUGUUAAGCCAAAUGAGAAGUUUCACUGUGACGAGGAGGAAGAGUCUUGCGUUGACGGCCCUCGGAACCUUAAAGAUCUGGUUACAUCAGCAAAGGGCGAUUUUGGCCUGAAGUAUGUCUACGUCUGGCAUGCGCUCAUGGGAUACUGGGGAGGCGUCAACCCAACUGCUGCUUCCACUCAGAAGUUCCUGGCAGCUGUCAAGUACCCUGACUUCUCCCCAUCUGUCCUGGACAAGCCUGACACGGUGCUGGACCUGAUAACCAAGCAUGGCUUAGGCGUAAUAGACCCGUCCAAGAUCCACGAGUUCUAUGAUGAGAUGCACAGCUACCUGGCUUCGUGCGGCGUGGAUGGGGUGAAGGUGGACGUUCAGAGUAUAUUGGAGCUGGUUGGCGGAGGACAUGGGGGGAGGGUUGAAAUAGCGAGGGCAUACCACACAGCAUUGGAGGCAUCAGUUGCCAAGAAUUUUAAGGAGAAUGGUGUGAUUGCGUGCAUGAGCCACAACACAGACAGUAUUUACAUGACACAGCAGACAGCAGUAGUCCGAGCCUCUGACGACUUCUGGCCUAACGACCCUGCAUCUCACACAAUCCACCUCCUUGCAGUGGCAUACAACAGCAUGUUCCUAGGCGAGUUCAUGCAGCCAGACUGGGACAUGUUUCAUUCCCUCCACCCAGCAGCGGCGUUCCAUGCUGCUGCUCGAGCUGUUGGAGGCUGUCCUGUCUAUGUGAGUGACAAGCCUGGCCAGCACAACUUCGAGGUGCUGAGAAAGCUGGUCCUUUAUGAUGGCUCCAUUCUUCGAGCCAAGCUCCCUGGGCGGCCCACCAGGGAUUGCCUAUUUGUUGACACAGCAAGAGAUGGCCAAAGCCUACUCAAGGUCUGGAAUUCGAACUCUUGCAAUGGAGUCCUUGGAGCAUUUAACUGCCAGGGUGCUGGCUGGUGCGAAGACACACGAAAAUACAGGUUUCAUGAGUCUGAGACCAAGGAGCUUGCAGGAACCAUCAGUGCCAGCGACAUUGAAGGGCUGGCAGGACUUGCUGGGGCUGACUGGGAAGGAGACGUUGCAAUUUACUCGCACAAUUCAGGAGAACUCGUCCACCUUCCUAAGGGUGCAUCCCUGAUCGUCGUGCUUAACCGGCUAGAGUUUGAAAUCUUCACGGCAUCUCCAAUCCAGAGAGCUGGACAAGUUGAGUGUGCCGCUAUUGGUCUGGCUGGCAUGUACAACAGUGGUGGAGCUGUGCUGUCCACAUCCACACACAAAAAGGCCCUUCCAGCUCACAGCAAUGCUUUCUACUGUCUGAGCACUAGUGUCAAGGGCAGCGGCAUGUUCAUUGUAUGCUUCAUCGUGCCCAGUGGAUUGCCUUAUCAAUGGAGAGAAGACACAGUUCAGCUAUGAUAAAACAAGUGGUCAGGUUGAGCUAGAGCUUCAAUGGAGUCCGAGUGGCAGCCAGGUUGAUUUGCUGUGGCGGUGAGAUAGGUAAACCCUCGUGAAUAAGUUUGCGUUGGAAUUCAUGUCUUCGCUUCAUUCUGCUUCGUAGCACAUACCGUAACCGUUUGUAUGUCCU